AUGUCUCUCAAAAUCACCACACGAGCACUCUGUCUUACAAAUUUGACACAAUCCGUCAGUACGCUGUCUCAUCUCCUUCCGUCGCUCAAUCUUAGCCAUCUGCAGGCCAUGUGUCGAGACGUUCUUCCUAUCAACCUGAAUAGGGAACGGAGACGCGCAUAUGUGGAUGCGAUGGUAGCAGUAUCAUUUUCUCUCAAUAUCGGGAUGACAGGCGGCUGCAGGAAGACACAUACACAUCAGGCGCGUACACUUCGCCGCACCAUUGCGAGAAUCCGUAUGCCGGGGGACACGCCGACCAAUUACCAAAACCCAAAGCUGGCAAGGCGAGCUUUCGAUAGACUGGACAGUUGCAUGUAUCGCUUCGGGAUGUUUCUUGUUGCUGACAGUGACGAAGUCAUACGCAGGUCGUCACCCAUCUACCAUCCACGAAUCGCAUGAUCGUACCACAGAGUCACGACUUUGGGAACAGCUGCACUUCUCAUGCCUCUUUGAUGUCCACCACUGGGAGCCGAAUUGAAUAAUAGGAGCGAAAAAGCGGUUAUUCGCCAUGACGGUCCGAUCUUCUCCAAUUUCCUUGUUUCCUGGC
Messenger RNA from Bipolaris sorokiniana ND90Pr, 586 nucleotides. RefSeq lists its product as uncharacterized. The transcript has a single exon. The coding region runs from base 1 to 438 and encodes 145 amino acids. Lineage: Eukaryota; Fungi; Ascomycota; Dothideomycetes; Pleosporales; Pleosporaceae. The record is from RefSeq and is a predicted model, not a curated record.